AGCACCACGUGCCGCCCCGGGGAGGGGCCUGAGCGGGUUUAAACCGGGAGGCGCCGGUCGCAGGCACAGCAGCGUACGGAGGGACUGCGUACGGAGUGCUGCGGGCACUGUCCGGGCAGGGAGCAGACGGUGGCCCCUGGCUGAGCAAGUUCUGUGCGAUGAACAGCCACGUCUCUCCUCUCAACCUCCUGGUCACCAAUGGCGCUGAGACGGCUGUCGUCCCUGAGACCGUGAAGGCCGUGCUGGGCGCCGGCACCCCAUCCGGGCCCCAGGCCAGGAGCCUCGCCGGCGCGUACGUGGAGGCCUCGGGCCAGGCCCAGCGUCUCUACGCUGUCAUGAAGCAGGGUCUCCUGCCCUUUGGGCUCGAGCUGGCUCUGCUGGAGGCCCAGGCGGCCCCGGGCAGGGCCAGCUGCUCCUCGUGUCUGAGGCCCUGCAGCAGGGCCUGGUGGGCCUGGAGCGGAAGGAGAAGCCGCUGGCCACCGAGCACGCGGUCACUGGGUACCCUGACCCUCUGGGGGUGGGAAGCUGGCCCUCUUCCAGGCCAUAGGGAAGGAGGUUGUGGACAGGGCACUGGGGUGGAGCUGGCUGGAGGCCCAGGAGGCCACGGGGGGCCUGGUGGACCCCAUCCAGGGCAUGCGCGUGGCCCCUGAGCUGGCCUGCCAGCAAAGCCUCCUGGACCAGGAGACGUGGUGUGGGCUGUUGGAGCUUGGGCCCAGCUCAAGAGCCCCAGGCUUCCUGGACCCCGACACGCCGGAGGGGCUGCCGUACCGGGAGCUGGUAGGCAGGUGUGUGCAGGCCCCCAGCACGGGGCUGGGCCUGCUGCUCCUCAAGAUCACUUUCCGUACGCUGAGUGGGGCACCGAGCUUGGCCAGGCCGCUGGAGGUGGGGGUCCUGGACGUGGAGACGGCCUGGCUGGCGGUGCCGGAUGUGGGUGCACGCACCGAGGUGCAGCGCCACCCGCAGGGCACCGGCGGUGUGGCAGGGCUCGUCCUGCUGCCUGCAGGGCACAAGAGCUUCCAGGCCUCGGGCCGAGCACCUGCUCCCCACGGGCGCCACGCUUCCGGUCCGGGAGGCUCAGGACGCCACCCGCAUGCUGGUGGACCCAGCCACCGGCCGGCAGCUGUGGCCAGAUGAGGCGGUCAGGGCAGGCCUGUUUGGACCAGAGCUCCACAGGCAGCUCCUGGCAGCAGAGCAGGUGGUGACGGGGUAUCGUGGCCCCUUCAGUGGCAUCCGAAUGCCCCUAUUCCAGGCCAUGACGAAGGAGCUGGUGGACAGGCCUCCGCUGCUGAGGCUCUUGGUUGCCCAGCUGGCUACAGGCAGGCGAGUGUGUCCUGCCCGCAGGCUCCGGCUGCCCUUGGAGGCCACCCUGCACUUCGGCUGCCUGGACAAAGAGCUCAGCAGCAUCUCUCGCAGGCGGCUGGCUUCUCGGACCCCGGCAUGCAGGAGAGCCUCAGCUGUGGGCAGCUGCUGGCCCACUGUGUCACCGACCCAGAGACGGGGCUGGCCUUCCUGCCCAUCUCAGUGGGGAGUCCUGGAGCGGAGCCACAGGGGCCCCCGUUCACUGAGCACAGCACCUGGCAGACCUUGAGAGCUGCCGUGGCCACCGUCUCCAUGGGCAAGUUCCAGGGCCGGCCCAUGUCGCUCUCCGAGGCAGUCCCCGUGGAGCAGAGGGUGACGCUGACCCAGCAGCACAAGGACGGGACCCUCUUGGUGGAGGAGCUGGUGGCUGCGCUGAGGGCCACCCACGAGCAGGCUGCAGCCACUGCCAGGACCACCUUGGCUGGGUGAGGAUGCCCGUGACUCCAGGAGAGCUUCUGAGAGUGGAGAUCAUCAACCAGGGCAUGUACGAGCAGCUGGAACGAGGCCGGACCAUGGGCAGCUUGGCCUCGUGCAGAGGUACUUGCGAGGCACCGGCUGCAUCGCCGGCUUGCUGUGCCCGGCUCCCAGGAGCCCCUCGGCAUCCACGAGACUUGUAGGAAGGGGCUUCUCAGGCCCGGCACAGCCCUCACCCUCCUGGAGACGUGAGCAGCCAGUGGCUUCAUCAUCAAAAGAAAACAAGGGGUAUUCGGUGGAGGAGGCACUGAGGGCUGGCAUCAUGGGCCCGACGUGUUCGCGAGGCUGCUGUCGGCUGAGCGCGCCGUCACCGGCUACACCGACCCCUACACCGGGGAGCAGAUCUCCCUCUUCCAGGCCAUGAAGAAGGACCUCAUCGUCCGGAGCACGGCAUCCGCCUGCUGGAGGCCCAGAUCGCCACGAGCAGCGUCAUCGACCCCGUGCAUAGCCGCCGCCUGCCCGUGGACGUGGCCUACUGGCGCGGCUACUUCGACGAGGGGAUGAACCGCAUCCUGGAGGACCCCAGCGACGACACCAAGGGCUUCUUCGACCGCAACACACACGAGAACUUCACCUACGUGCAGCUGCUCCAGAGGGCUACUCCUGACCCAGAAACAGGCCUCUUGUUUCUUCUCUGUCUGGAAAGUGAGUGGGUAUUCUUUCUAAUUGGUUGUUUUUUUCAACCCUGAAAAAUAUAUGACAACAUUUUAAAACA
Orcinus orca (killer whale) is the source of this 2548-nucleotide messenger RNA. RefSeq names its product epiplakin-like. The coding region runs from base 926 to 1588 and encodes 220 amino acids. Gene Ontology annotation, molecular function: structural molecule activity. The record is from RefSeq and is a predicted model, not a curated record. Gene Ontology annotation, cellular component: cytoskeleton; membrane; intermediate filament. NCBI's taxonomy places the organism in Eukaryota, Metazoa, Chordata, Mammalia, Artiodactyla, Delphinidae. Gene Ontology annotation, biological process: intermediate filament cytoskeleton organization; wound healing. The transcript is spliced from 2 exons.